Messenger RNA from Gilbertella persicaria, 2934 nucleotides. RefSeq lists its product as uncharacterized. Bases 205 to 2811 code for a protein of 868 amino acids. Gene Ontology annotation, cellular component: plasma membrane; cytoplasm; cell division site. Gene Ontology annotation, molecular function: protein binding. NCBI's taxonomy places the organism in Eukaryota, Fungi, Mucoromycota, Mucoromycetes, Mucorales, Choanephoraceae. Gene Ontology annotation, biological process: cytoskeleton organization. The transcript has 11 exons. The record is from RefSeq and is a predicted model, not a curated record.
GUAACUUUCUCAUUCUUUAGAAACUUUUAUUUUUGGGAUUUAUAAAGUCCGCAUUCAAAAGGCCCAGAACUAUUUUCAUAGUGUGGCUCGUGUCAACCAACUCACUCGAAAUCGCUCAAAGUCUUUCUUUUUUCGAAACUUUCUAUUUUUACAUAUUUUCUUGGCCUUUCUUUUUUUUUCCCUUUUAUUGUAUUUACACUAGCUAUGACUUCUACUCUACAACAAGGCACAAAAUUCUCUGACGCCUUUUGGGACAAUCAGUACAAAGGUAUCGAGAUUGUUACAAGUCGAUUAAGAAAAUCAAGAGACACUUGUGAAGAAAUCAAAAAGCUAUACGAACUUCGAGCCACGAUAGAGCAAGACUAUGGUGAACGUCUUUUAAAACUGGCACAGAGUUCAAGAAUUGGCGAAUUUGAAGAGAAUAGCUUUGCAGAAACACUACUUCGUAUUCCUUCAACACUGGAGACCACAGCUCGUGCUCAUAUCGAUUUAGCUCAACAAUUGAAGGAUCAUCUUGAAGCACCGCUGGACGGGUUUCUUAAAGAUCAAAAAGAAAUACGUCGAGUACAACAACAACAAAUCGAGAAUGCAAAACAACGCAAGACUAUUCAUGAAUCUGAUGUAGCGCGAGCUAAAGAAGACUAUGUCAAUGAAUGUCAAAAAUUAAAAUCAUUAGAACAACGCCUUCAUGACACUAUGAAAGGCUCUGUUGACGACAUGGCAAAGAUUGAAAAGGAAAUUGAAGAACAAAAAAGAACUGUUAUAGUCGCUGAUCAAGUGUAUAAGCGAUCUGUGGAUCAUUAUAAUACUGUCAAUGAAAAAUUCAUUCGUGAUUGGACAGCAAGUGCAGACAAAUUUCAAGAAAUGGAGACAAAGAGAAUCUCUUAUCUAAGAAGUACACUUUGGUCAUUUGCGAAUAUGAUGACAAGCACAUUCAGUAUUGAUGAAGAGUGUUGCGAUCGUAUUCGUACAGCAUUAGAGAUCACAGAUGUUGACAAGGACAUUACUAGUUUUGUGCAGCACUAUGGAACAGGGACUCAGCUACCACCUCCUUUGGUGUAUACAUCUAUUUGUGAUCCAGCAUCGCUUUUGCCUGCACCUUCUAUUCUUCCUUCCACGUCCACUUCGUUUAUCGAGAAACAAGAAGUCGAUCAUGAAGUACCAAUGCCCAAUGUCACUACUAUCUUGCCAAACCAUGAUGAGGAGCUUAAAUCUGUGGAUCGACAAUUACAAAAAUUAGAAGUACAAAGCAUAAGCGAGACAAUCCCAGAUCAGCCAACAUCUGCUCAAAGCAACGACAAGGAAUUUAGAGAAAUAGAACAUAUCCUAAACAACAACCAUGAACCUGAAAAGGCACAACAAACAGUGCCUCCCAUCAUGAUGGUCAAUCGUCUCGAUGAACCGCAGCCCAAAUCAGAUGAUUUUAGCAGUAAAGUCUAUAAUGCACUAGGCAUGAAGGAGGAUCAGGUCUUGGAGCAACAUCAAAGUGAUCUUGCUCCUAUUUCUUCCGAUCCUACAAACGAACAUCACAGCAUGACGGGAAGUCCGGACGGUAUCAAACCCAACAAGUACAAACCGAUGCCCAAUCCUACUUAUCAACCUUCUGAACAACACGAGAUAAUACCAGUUAUAGGUAUACAAAACGAUGAGGAUGAGGACGAUGUUGAAGAAAGAGAAUACCAAAAUCGUAUGCCACGUUUACCUCCCAAAGAUGAAAAAUGGGUGAUCUCAUCUAUUCGUCGUCCUCAGCAAUUACCUGUCAAGACACUCAAUGCUACCAUGUUUGACGGAUCAAUUAGAAAUAGUGUGCCCAUGCCCUCUACUUCUGCUGUUUCUUCUCCUGCGCCUGAAGAACUCGAAUUGAAACAUCAGCCUAAACUCCACAAGCCUGUCAUUCCAUUAACUAUUGAUAUUCCUAAUUCUGUGAAACCUGUUAUUGCUUCUGAGCCACCUCAGCAAGCUGCUCAACAAGUGAUUCAAGAAGGCCGUAAGCAAUCUCACAUAUCGCCUGUUCAACACGAUCAUUUUAACCAACAGCCACCAUUACAACAACAGAAUGGAAUUUCAGAAGAGAAUGGAAUGGGUAUUCGACCUGCUCCAUGGCAAGAAAACUUCCAAACAGACGAUCAUGUCAUUAAGAAUGCAGGUUAUCGAGGUACACCCAUGAUGACUACUGCAGCCAACGCAGCCGUACCUGCCACUGCCUAUUACAGUUAUCAACAGCAACAGCAACAGCAACAACGUGGAUCUGUAUUUAAGCAGGACCCUUAUGCAUUUGAAGAAGAGCCCAAGAAGCGCUUUGGUAUUAAAAGUCAUACGCCUGUCUCAAACACGAAACAACAGAGUGAAUCUACCUUAAAAUCAGCUAGUGCAAAAGAAAAAGAAAAAGGCCGAUUCUCAUUAGGAUUCUUUGGUGGUAAUAAGAAGGAAAAGAAGAAGGAAAAAGAAGCUAAUUCCAAUGCCACCAUCAUUGCUAAUUAUCAACAACAACAGCAGUCUAGACCUAUCAGCCAAAACGUGUAUGCACCUUCUUAUGAAUCAAACGAAAAUAAAAGCCAUUACAGUGGCAAUCAGCCCAACGGAACAUCUCAACCCAUCACAGAAAGCCGAUUUAUCUGUUAUGCUAAAGCCCAAUGGCCAUUUGAAGCAACUAUUGAAGGAGAAAUGUCGUUUCAUCAGGAAGAAGUGGUAGGUGUGCUUCGUAAACAAGCAGACGGUUGGUGGGAAGCUGAACGCAUUGGCAAUGUAAAUACCGGACAAAGAGGCCUUGUGCCAGGCAAUUACAUGAUUGACAAUUAUCCCGCACCUUAAAUUUUCUGCAUGAAAUUAAUAAAUAAAUUUCUGAAGACAGAAAAAUUGCAUGAUUUUCAUCUCUUAAAGCAUAAACGAUGAGCACUACAAAUCAUGUAGAAUAAAAGUUUAGGUCAUUGAAAU